Molecule: messenger RNA, 11643 nt
Organism: Lottia gigantea (owl limpet)
Lineage: Eukaryota; Metazoa; Mollusca; Gastropoda; Lottiidae
Exons: 75
Coding region: 1-10881 (3626 amino acids)
Biological process (GO): nuclear-transcribed mRNA catabolic process, nonsense-mediated decay; phosphorylation
Cellular component (GO): nucleus
Molecular function (GO): protein binding; protein serine/threonine kinase activity
Source: RefSeq, a predicted model, not a curated record
AUGAGUGACAAGUCAGGUGGUGGGAAGAGCAAGUCUCAUUACAGAAAUGAUCAGAACAGUGGAAAGACUCCAAGUUGGGGAGCACCUGAAAGUGCAAGUCCAAGAUCCAACUUGAGUGAAAAAUCUAAGAAUGGUACCAGCAUUGUCGGUGCAACUAAUUCUAACAAUAAUAGCUCUCUAAAAAGCAGUCAAACCUCAACAGAGCAAAAAUCAAAGCAAAACGAAAAGAGAGAGCCCAAUUCAAAGAUUCAAUCAAAAACAUUGUCUUCAACAACGACUGCUGCUAAAUCCAAUUCUUCUUCUACUACAACUACUACUGCCACUGGCUCUUCUUCUAUUCCAACCCCAUCAGUUUCAACUUCUUCAUCGACUACAAGCAUAGGAACAAAGCAACCUGUGUCGCUUCAGCCAAAAGAAGAUGAUAAAAAGAGAACAAGAUCACCACAAUCAAAUCGAUUUGAUAGUUAUAGUAAUAAAUCUGAAUCUGUCACUGGUAGAGGAACCACAACUGAUGUACGGAAACCACUGACUAGCACUACCUCGUUUGAUGGUUCAAGAAGUUUCAAUGAUGACAGUAGAUUGUCUAAGUUAAUGAAAAGAGUGAUUAAAGAAAGUGAUAAAGAUAGAAAAAUUUCUGCUGCAAGACAGUUGAAGGAAUUUUUACAUACUGCAGAAGGAUUCAGGAAUGUUAGUAAAAGUAAUGAUGAUAUACUGGGAGCUUUACAAGGUGUCUUCUAUGAAAGGUCAUAUCGAGAUGUUAAGAUUGAUAUUGCCCUAUGUAUUGGUAUGGUUGGUAGCAUGGCUCAAGAUAUGCAGAGUUAUUUUGAAUGGUUAUUUAAUCAAAUGGAAACAAACCAAGAUGAUGAAAUUAAAGCUUUUUAUCUGAUGUCUUUAUUAGAGACUUUAAGAUGUGAUGAGAGGAAACAUAGUGCUGCUGAUUUAAUUGGUUAUGUAAUGGAGAGAAUCUGGUCGUUGUUAGAGAAUGCUGAUACACCUGAUUUAUUACGUUCAGUAGUAGAUGUUAUAUUAUAUAUAGCUAAAGUGCAUCCUCAUGUCUUUACAUUACACUUCAGAGAUACAGUAGAUAUAUUGGUUGGAUGGCAUAUUGAUUCUACACAAAAAGAAAGUUUAAUCAGCUAUACAUCUGAAGCAUUAGUUAGUUUCCGUAAAUUUUGGAUGGCUGAUGUACAAUUCUCGGUUACAUUAUUAGGACAGUUCUUGGAAGAUAUGGAAGCUUAUUCUGAGGAUCUAGUACUAUGUAUGAAUGAUCAAGUCAAUGGUGAAGAAGAAUUACCUACUAUUGAAGAAUGUGUAACUAAAAUAUCAUCAUUACUUCGUGUAUUUACAACAGUUUUAAAUUGUCUUGGUGAUAGUUUUACUACCAAUAGAGGAGGGCGUAUGUCACUUGAUGAAGUCAUUAAUAUUCAAGAAAGAGUUAUAAGAAGUAUAGAAAGUGUAUCAAAAUCUCUGUACUCAGAAUGUGUUUUAAUAGCAGCCAAUAAUUGUUUAGAAGUAUUGAUGAAUCAGAUACAGACUGGUGGUGGUACUUCCAGUGAAUUAUUAUUAAACUAUAUAGUCUCUAUAAUAUAUGUUACUAAACCUAUCAAUAAACAACUAAUAAUAUCAACUUUAUCAUUUAUUAAAAAGAUUAUCAAAAGUUACAGUACUAAGUUACCAGUACCAUUUUUAACAGAUAUUCUUCAAGCACAAUCAUUAUUGAGAACAGCUAGAUUUUCACAAUCUCAAGAGGUGAUAAAUGAAUUGAUGUCUGUAUAUCAUACAUUACUUGGACUAAAGAAUGUUCCUUUACUGGAAGAAACUUACAGAUUGAUGUUAUGUGAUAUAGAGAUAGCCUAUAAUACACUACUCAGUGAUCAUGUUGAAGAGCGUAUCAGUUUAACUAGCUCUAAUCAUUAUACUGAUAUAGUUUAUACUUAUAAACAAGCUGAACUUGUUAUUAUCUUUAAUACUUGUGCUAUUACUGAAAUUACUAAUACAAAGUCAAAUCUCUUUGGGAUGUGGGCAUUAACACCAAGUGUAUUUGAUUUAUUGGUAUCUGAGUUAAAACCAACUAAUAGUAAUAUAGCUAGUACCUAUCCAGCUGUACAAUAUUCUAUAGUACAUACAUUAUACUCUCAUUGUAUCAGACAUGACUUCUUUAUAUCAAGUAGUGAGAUAGUAGCAUCAUAUCAAUCAGAGAAUUUAGUUGGUGUUAGUCAAGCUACUAAACAUUAUCUAGAUAGAAUACUGGUGUUGAUACACAAACUAUUAAUGGAUACACAUACUUCAUAUGAUACAAGAUGCUUGUGUUUGAAAUGGGUAUCAGAUCUUGUGAACCCUCUGCAGACAUCAUUGUUAGCAUUAACAUGUCCACAGUUUCUAGCUGUUAUAAAGGCUGUAAUAUCUCAAGGUUAUAACAAAGAGAGUAAUAUUUAUAUGACUGUUUGUCAAUGUCUUAUAAACAUACUGAAAACACAAGUUACAUUUCAUGUUGAAAUAACUCAGUUGUGUUUAGAAUUGUGUGUUUAUAGAUUAUCUGAUAUCAAUAAAGAUGUCAGAGAUUACUAUACUAACUUACUAGUGUUAUUACCACUCAAUGUAUCAACAAGUAUUGAAAUAUUUGAAGCGGAAGAAGAAGGAUUAGCUAAUCAUAAAUACAAUAAAUCUAUUGGUAUAACUACAUUGUGGUUAGCAAGACGAAGUCAUAUGUCACGUACACCAUUAGGAACAUUUCAUUCUCAUAACUUCAGACAUGUAAUAUCAUUUAUAUUACAUAAUACAUCUCCAAGUCAACUUGGUGUAUUAAACUGGUUGCAGGCUAUGUAUCAUGCUUCACAAAGAUCUGAUAAAGAUACAGAUAAAACUUAUGAAACAACCUGUCUUCAACUAUUGAUUGAUGGUAAUGAAUCAUUGUUAUGGUCCUGGGCUACAUGGGAAGCAGCUCAGUUCUGUAUACUGUCUAGGUUACGUACACCAUUAGGUAAACCACAAGAUACCUUUACAACUAUAGAGGGUGUAUUAAAACAGUUUGCUCUAGAAGUUACAGAUAAUACUGGUGUUUUAGAGUCCACUAAAGGUGAGAAACAAGGAGAGUAUACAUGUUUAAAGAGAGUACAGUUAUUAAUGUAUUUUAUGGAGAAUCUAGAGAAGAUAUUAUAUAAUGCUUAUGAAGGAUGUACUGUAGCUAUGCCUGCAAUACCCAAGACUGUAAAGACUUUUUUCCGUACUAAUAGAGGUACAUGUGAAGAAUGGUUAACUAGAAUAAGAAAGUGUGUUAUAACUACAGCUCUCAAUGCUGGUAUGUCUGCUAUGGCUGUUAGACAUGCUUUUCAGUUGUUAAAAGAUAUGGCAGAGGCUGAACAUCAUCAGACUGAGCUAUUUGAUAAAGUAUUAGUACAAGCUGUUCAAGCUAUGAUAGAUUUAAAGAGUCCAGAAUGUAUAAUAGGUCUAUAUAACUGGUGUAGAGAGAGUUGUGGUAGAAAAUUACCAUGGAUGAGAACAGCAUCUGAUAUAGCUAAUAGAAAAUUUGAAUCAGCUGUAAAAGAUUUAAAGAUACAUGUAACAUCAAUAGUAGAAGAUAAUGAUGAUAAUAAUGAUAAAAUUGAAGAUGGUGGUAAUCCAAAACAAACCUCAACAGUUCCUGUAAUACUGGGUUUUCUUAGUUCCCAGAUAACUGAUUGUUAUAUGGAAUUAAAUGAUUGGAAAUCUGUUAUUGAAUGGCAAGCAAUGAUGAAUCAGUAUAGAACAGAGAAUACCUUAACUACAUUUCAUACUGCCUUUAAUUCUACAGUAGAUCUUAAUUAUAUACAUGCUCUAGGCCAUUUUGAUGAAGGUAAAUUUAGUAAUGUUAAAGAGAGUUUAGAGUUGAUACCAGGAGCUAGUAUUACUGACUGUAAUAUUACUGAUAAUAAUUAUAAUAUAUGCUGGAACCCACAACAAGAAAUACAUCAUAUACAUCAACAGUUUAUUAGGGCUAGUACUAUCUUACAAGAUACUAAAUCUACUACUGCUAGAUCUGAUGCUGUAAAGUGUUUAUUAAAUGCUGAAAGACUAGCUGAAGGAUUAUUACAUGUCAAUUCAUUUGAAUGGCCCCCAGCUUUCUCACCACAAUUAUUGACAGAACUUGGUACAAUAUCUACUCUCAGACAACAAUUAGAUGAGAAAAAACAAAGGAAAAUAUUAUGUCCUAUGUCAGAUGAUAGUUGUGAAAAUGACUGUGAAUUAGACAGUUUAUUACAGAUAUUACGGUUGAUUAAAAUACAACUUAGUCUGACUAAUACUGAUAAAAAUACAGAACUAUUAAGACAGUUGUCCCGAGUUCAUAUUAAUGCUGCUUCUGUGGCACGUAAACAAGGCAACUUUAUAGCAGCAGAGAAAUUACUCAUAAGACAAGUUACCUUACUCAAGGGACACUCAGAAAAUGGGCAUCCACCAACACCUAAAAAUCUGAUACCAGCUCUAGGGAGUCUACGAGAAUCAUAUGUUGGAGGUAAUCAACUGGAUAUAUUGAAGAUUGACAGAGAAAGUUGUAAGCUUCUUAAUGAUCUUGGAGAGACUAAGGCUUCAUUGGACAUUCUAUCUGGUACUGUUAUUAACAAUAUGACGUCUGGUAAAGAUCAAGAUCCCUCUAUGAAUUAUGAAGUAAGAGAACUAUCGUCACGGUCACUACUAACAUUAGUAAAAUGGUUACAAGUUGAUAGUAAGAAUAUGAAUGGUAUUAUUAGUAAUAUUAAGAUGGUGGGUAGUCAAGGAGAUGGUAAUGGUAUAUGUAUUGUAGGAAAGAAUAUUCAAUCAUUAUUAGAAAUAGAAGAUAAAACAUCACAAAAUAAUCUCCAUUUUGUUAUUGAUGGAGACAAAGGUUUAAAGAUAGGUAGUAGUAAUAUGAUAUCUGAUAGUGAUGCUGUAAUUGGUAGAUUACUACAUCUUAGUACAAUAGAAUGUCCUGAACUAGCUAAAUCUUGGUUCUUACUAGCUAACUGGUGUUAUAAAUGGGGAAGAAAGGCUGUUGAUAAUGCCAGUCAUGGUAGUAUGGAGUUAUCUUUAGAAGAGAAGAAUGAUAUACUGAAUGCUUUACCCAAUACAAUGCCACUAGAUGAAUGUGAGAAAGUCAUCAGUAUAUUAAGUCAAGUUCACAGUCCUGUUUCUAAUGAAGAAGAUAUUAGUGACCAAGAUCAGAGUUUAUAUGAUGAUGGUACAGAAACAACACGUAAACAGUUAAUAUCUAGUUGUCAAUCAUUACAAUCUAUAGAUGACAAUAUUAUAGAUUCUCUGUUAUUAAUCUGGCAGAGAGUUGUAUCUAGAGUAUAUUAUUACUAUCAGUUAUCAGCUAUAUCAUAUUUUAAAUACCUUCAACUCAAUAGAAAGAUUGGAACUAAAACUGAUAAUGAAGAUAGUAAUGUUAUAGCCACGUUAAGAUUAUUAAGACUACUAGUGAAACAUGCCUGGGAAUUGAGAACUGUCCUGGAAACUGGUUUAGCUGAAACACCUACCAAUCCUUGGAAAGGUAUCAUACCCCAGUUAUUUUCAAGAUUAAGUCAUCCUGAAAGUUAUGUUAGACAGAGUGUAUCAGAUCUGUUAUGUCGUGUAGCACAAGAUGCACCACAUCUGAUAGUAUAUCCUGCUGUAGUUGGUAGUACUGUUACUACUACUGAUAAAGUUUCUGAUCAGAGCGGAAUAUUAAAUGAGUAUUUAUCUGAGAAAGAUGAUGUUGAAGAUGAUGAAAACUCACAGGGUGAUGAAGGAGAUAUUGAUGAUGAUCCAACAAGAACUAUCUUACAGUCAUGUUUAACAGCUAUAGUUGAUACAUUAUCACACCAUUAUUCACAAAUGAUAUUGGAGGUUCAACAUAUGGUACAAGAACUACGUAGAAUAACUGUAUUAUGGGAUGAAUUAUGGUUAGGAACAUUAAAUCAACACCAUCAAGAUGUAGUUAGAAGAUUAAGUCAAUUAGAUAAUGAAGUCAAGAAAGUCAACAAUAAUCAUUCUCUAUCGAAAGAAGAGAAGACAGCCAUAAUUAGAGAGAAACAUAGAACUAUUAUGAAGCCAACACUGUACACUAUGGAAAGAUUAGAUGAAAUAACUUGUCAACAAGCUGAGACUAAUCAUGAGAAAUGGUUCCAAGAAACUUAUGGACAAUUAAUAAAAGACGCUUUAAAGAGAUUGAAAAACCCACCCAACCCAAGUAAUCCUAAUUCAACAUGGCAGUUGUUUAAACAGAUCCACAGUAGCUUACAACAGAGAGCUCAGAAAAGAAAUAGUUUGAUACUAAGAAUACAAGAGAUCAGUCCUAAACUAUCAGCUAUAGAAUCAUCUGUUAUACCAAUGCCAGGGUUAGGUGUUAUCGGACAGGUUAUUACCAUUGAUUCAGUGUGUAAUACAGCCCAAAUAUUACCAACUAAAACCAAACCUAAAAAACUCAUAUUUUUAGGCUCUGAUGGAAGAAAAUAUCCCUACCUAUUUAAAGGACUAGAAGAUUUGCAUUUAGAUGAAAGAAUUAUGCAGUUUUUGAGUAUUGUAAACAAUAUGUUUGCUAAUUCUAAACAAGGCUCUCAUCAAUUAUACAGAGCGAGACAUUAUUCAGUAACUCCAUUAGGACCUAGGUCAGGCUUAAUACAAUGGGUUGAAGGUGCUACGCCAUUAUUUGGUCUGUAUAAAAAAUGGCAACAGAGAGAAGCUUUAGCACAGACUAUGAAGAAUACUGGUACCAGUACAAACACUGCACCUAAUAUAUCCAGACCUAGUGAAGUCUUUUAUAAUAAACUAACACCAGCAUUAAAAGAUAAGGGAAUAGAUACAUUAGAUAAUCGUAAAGAAUGGCCUCUAAAUAUCCUAGUUAAAGUUUUACAAGAGUUAAUGGAAGAAACACCUGCUGAUCUGUUAGCUAGGGAGUUAUGGUGUUCUAGUACUGGAGCUAGUGAAUGGUGGUUGAUGACAAAAACCUACUCUAGAUCAGUGGCUGUCAUGUCUAUGAUAGGUUAUAUCAUUGGUCUAGGUGAUAGACAUUUAGAUAAUGUAUUGGUAGAUCUAGCUACAGGAGAGGUGGUCCAUAUUGAUUAUAAUGUAUGUUUUGAGAAAGGGAAAGGCUUGAGAGUACCUGAACGUGUUCCAUUCAGAAUGACACCCAAUAUACAAACAGCACUUGGUUUAACAGGUGUAGAGGGAAUGUUUCGUAUAGCCAGUGAACAUGUUUUAAAGACAAUGAGAAAAGGAAGAGAGACAUUAUUAACUCUAUUGGAAGCAUUUGUCUAUGAUCCUCUAGUAGAUUGGACAACUGGUAAUGAGGGAGGAUAUACUGGAGCUUUCUAUGGUGGUGGUACAUUACAAUCUAAUCAACCUGAUAGUAAAAAGACUAGAAAAGAAUUAGAACAAGAAAUAACUAGCAGUAUGUUUUCAAUCAGAAUAGCUGAAAUGAAGGCUCUGUGGAAUAAAAAUAGAGAUGAAUUAGUAGGUAGUAUACCAAAGUUACUAGACUGUAUUGAUAAAUGGUUAGAUACAGAUAAACAAUACACAACAUUACAACAACAUACAGAUUGUCUUCAAUCACUUUCUCUACUCAUUAAAGAGGCCUUAAAAAAUAAACAACAUAAUAUAUAUACCUUACAAGAUAGAUAUGGUGAAUAUUCUGUUGUAAAAUCAACACAAGAUUCAGCUCAACAUGCUGUAGAAGAAACUAUAACAGAACUUGGAAACUGGCAAGAGAUACAUAAGCAUGUAAUAGGGAAUGUACAAGGUAGUGCUAUACAGUCAAUGUGUUUAGAUGUAACAGGAAAAUUUGAUAUGGGUGUACCUAGUUUUACAGCUGCUACUGAUUUCUUACAUGGUGCUGGACAGUCACAGAUGGUGUCUCAGAGUGAAGAAUUAGAAAGUGAGCUAAAUAAUCACCUUCAACAGAGAAGAGCUCUGAUACAUUCAACAUUAGAGACAUUAGUUAAUUAUAAUAAUAUGAUAUCACAGUUUGGUAGUCAGUUUGCUCUACAAUGUAGAACAUCUCAAUAUUUGAUAUGGUUACAAGAAUUAUUAUGUUGUUUUACAUCUCAACAGUGUGAUAGCUUAUUAAAAAGAUUUCAAGAAGAAUAUGGUGUCAACUCUAAUACACAUUUACUGAAAACUCAACUAAUAGUAUCUACAGAAACUACACUACAGGCUUAUAUAUCAGAAUAUAACAGUAAAAUGAUGAAGCUGAUUGAAAGAAGAGCUUUAGAGACUGUAGAAACUGGUGUGUUAGAAAUGCAACUUUAUGAAGGUGAAAAUGAUAUCAAGAAAUUUGUACAAGAAAAUGGUAUGUGUGGUGUUAGCUCUCUAGUAUGUAUGAUAGUAACAGCUUUAUGUUCAUUAAAUAAAAGAUAUUUAUUGAUGGAGGGAGCUGCAGCAGGAGCUGGUGAUAGAUUAAUGGAUUUAACAUCUAGAGAUGGUGACUGGUUUUUAGAUGAAUUAUGUAGUAUGAGUGGAAAUGUCAAUAUGUUUCUUAUGACAUUAAAAAACAAUAUGGUGACAAGUGAUAUGGAGAAUUUUAAAGAAUUACACCAUGCUUUAUCAUCAACACAUAAUUCAUAUGUAGCAUUACAGGAACUGAAUAUAAACUUUAGAACAGUGAUAUUACCAGAAACAUUAAAACUAAUACAAUCACAAGAUCAGAGUUUUCUACAAGUUUUAACAGAGCUAGAGACCAUGGUGUGUGAUAUCAACCAACCUCUAGAUAAAGUAUUGAUAGAACUAGAAAAUCUACAUAGAAAUGCUGUACUAGGAAUUGAGAAUGAUAAUAUAGAAAUUGUUGGAACUGUUAAAAGAUUAGAGAAGAGAUUUAAUAGUUUAUUACAACAGAAGAAUAUGAAUGAUAUGCCUACUGGACAGAUGUUAUUGAUGGGUUUUAAUGGUUUAUUUACAAGACUAGAGGAUGAAUUUAAUAUCUUGAUGGAAGCUAUAGAUCACAUUAUUCUAUUAGUACCAGAAUCCUGGAAGAAAAUUGAUGCUGUCAGAGAUGCUAAGGCAUUGCAGCUGUCUUCAUUUACCAGUGGAACUAGAAACUUACUGUCAGCCAUAUUUUUUGUAAGAAGACUUCAAGCCAUGCAAGAAUUCUUUCAUAUGGUGACACAAUAUGCUGCUGCUUUACAGGGACUAGAUGUAGGUGUAAGUUAUGAUGAUGAUCAACUAGCAAAACCUGUAAAGAAAUUUAUAGCAGAAUAUGUGAGAAAACAGAUAAUUGGUUUUCCAUCUCAGAUAUUGGGCUAUUUAAUGUGUGUAUUGAUAGAUACAUUAAGUCUCAAUGUUUCGGCUGAGAUUGAAUCUAAAGAUAUUGGAGCUGAAUCUAAAGUAGCAUUAGAUGAGUUAUGUAAGAAAGGAGUUGAUAUAUGUUUGAGAGAUAAUCAGUUUCAACAUGUACAUUUAAUGCAAGCCACAUCACUGACUACAGGUUAUGAUUCUGCAUGGAGAAAACAUGAUUUAGCUAGACGCUUAGAUAGUAAUAUCAGAUUAUUACAGUCAACUAUACAGAGAACAACAUUACAACUAGCUAGAUAUCAGUGGUUACAUGAAGAUAUAUUUAUACGCUCUGGUCGUCCUAGUAACCAAUUACUAACACCUCAUAGAUCUACUAUUAUGUCAGAUAUUAGAAAGAGUAUGCAGAGUUUAUCAAGUGAAGAAAGUUUAGUAUUACCUAGUGAAGAGAAAUAUUUUCAACAUGAAGAGAGUAUAGCUCAGAGAUUACGCUGGGCAGCUGGAGCUAAUCCUAAUCUUAAUCUCAUACUCAUACAAUUUGAAGAGACUAGUCAACAUAGAAAGACAAUGUUAGCGGAAGAAAGAAAGAGAUGUACAGAUAUUAUUAAUUGGUGUCAAGGUAUAUUACAUUUUGAAGCAUCGAGAACAAGAACAUCAGAGGCUAUUUCUUCUGAUAAUAACUUUCAUACAUUGAUCAAGAGGUGUAUGGAAUGUUGUGUUUUAAUGGAAACAUGUAAUAGUUAUGUAACACCACUUGAAUUACAACUAGUUGAGAAAAAGCCUCUAAAGAAAGAUGGUAAAGUUGAUAAUAAAUGGUUAGAAGAAUGUUUAGAAGUUAUUGAUGUUUCUACCACUGAGAAUAAAACUAAACAUGAUAAAAUGUUAGCACAGUUUAAAACACAGAAAAUAUCUUGUCAAGAUAAAGUGAAUGAUAUUAAAGCUAUAUUAAGUAGUCAUCAUAAAUUGAUGUCAGAUAUUAGAUCAAUUCUAAAAUCACUGGCCAAGCAAGAAGAGACAGAAUAUGGUGAAGUUAUUACAGAGGGUGGUAUUAGACAAUAUCUAGUACAAUAUAAGACAUUCUCUGAGAGUUUAUCACUGGUAUUAAAAGGUAUUAUACAAGAUGAGGAGGAUAGAGAGAAUAUGAAACAAUCUAGAGUUGUGAUGACUGAAUUAUUGACAGAAAUACCCCAGAUAUAUGACAAUUUGAUUGAUUUAGCUCCACCAUUGAUAACUUUGGUUGAUAAAGAUAUAUGUGAGUUUAUUUUAAGAUUUUUGUUUAAAUGUGUUGGUUCUGUCUGCAUAGCUACUAAGAAGAUAAAAGAAAGUGAUGGUGUAGCAAGUCCAGGUAGAAAGCCUUCUUCAUUCUAUAAAGAUACAGUAGCAUCAACCCCACCCAACAGUUCUCAAAAUAUACCUUCUAAACUACAGAGUACCCCUGUUGUAAAGAAAGAUAAAAUUGCCAGAGAUCCCAGGACAGGAAAAGCUAUACAAGAAAGAAAUACGUAUGCAGUAGGUGUAUGGAGAAGAGUUAAGAUGAAAUUAGAUGGUAGAGAUCCUGAUAUUAAUAAACGUCUAUCAGUAGCUGAACAGGUUGAUUAUGUUAUAAAAGAUGCCACUAAUAUUGAAAACCUGGCCCUACUGUAUGAAGGGUGGACGCCAUGGGUGUGAAAAAUUAUGCCACAAGUCUUGGCUCACUCAAUCUCCAUGCCUUCCUCGUCAAGCGUGUAUCUACAAUAACGCUUAUUACAGGAAAGCAAUAACAAAAUUACCAGAAGGAAGACCACGUAGCGGCACUGUCCGUCACAUGAUGAAAAAAGCUAAGAUCAACGCUCUCGGGCCCGGCCGGUGGGCCUAUGAAAUGAGAGUGCUUGCUUUUUUGUGCGAGGUCUUUUCUAAGCAUCCUUAAGGAAGGAUGAUUAUGACAAGCGUAACUAAAGAGUUGUAGUAGAAAUAAACUACAGUAUAAUAUAUGGAUGAUGAAGAUGCUGUCAAUUACCCAAUAAGAUUGUAGAGUUUUAUAGAUUGAUAACACCUAGCUUUGAUUUGAUAGUUCAAUAGAAAUAAGGGGUAAUAUUGUAUGUAAGUAAUAUAAAAAUGUUUUUUUCACAUGUGUAUAUAAUUUUCAUGCAAACGUUAUCUAAAAUUAUAAUGUAAAUUACUUUAAACUAAAAAAAAUAUAUGUGGUCGAUUAUUCAUUCAAUGGUCUUGCAGUUAUUUUCAUUGUUGUGUAUUUUUUAUUUAAUUCCUAGUAAUUAUAACCUAUAUUUCAAUAUUACAAUAAAUAAAGCUAGAAAUAUUAGCUCUAUCUAUAUAUGUGGUGAAUAGAAAUACUAUAUAGAUUUGUAUUCAUCAUAUAUUAUAGUCACAGUUUUACUAGAUGUAUUAUUUAUGUUAUGUAACAGUGGUCAAAUAAAUUAAAUUAGUUCACAA